AUGAAAGAUCUUGGAGGGAUUAAAUAUUUCUCAGGGAUUGAAUUCUCAAGACCAAGGAAAGGAAUUCACAUGUGCCAAAGGAAAUAUGCAGUGGAGUUGGUAUCAGAACUGGGCUUAUUAGGUGGCAAACCAGUAUCUACUCCUUUGGAGUUCAAUCAUAAGUUGACCUCUGUGGAGUUUGACAAGUUAACAGAUGACAAACAUGAGAAUAAUGAGUCUCAUACCGGUGACAAAUGUGCAAAGUUUGAUCCUCAGCUAAUAGAUAGAGGAAGAUACCAAAGAAUCAUAGAGUCACUUAGAGGCUGCAUUCAGAGUUGUGAAGUAUAUAAAGGGGUGCCCAGGAUUGGGUCAUUCAUGCCAUCUAGAACCAGUUCAGAACUUACAGCAUUUUGUGACGUAGAUUGGGGAGCAUGUGUUGAAACCAGAAAAUCUGUAACUGGGUAUGCUAUCAAGUUUGGAGAUGCAUUGAUCUUAUGGAAAUCCAAGAAACAAAAUACUGUGUCUAGAAGUUCAGCUGAAGCUGAAUUCAGAAGCAUGGCCACUCACAUUCCGAGAUAA
Messenger RNA from Lycium ferocissimum, 558 nucleotides. RefSeq lists its product as uncharacterized. Lineage: Eukaryota; Viridiplantae; Streptophyta; Magnoliopsida; Solanales; Solanaceae. The record is from RefSeq and is a predicted model, not a curated record. The transcript is spliced from 2 exons. The coding region runs from base 1 to 558 and encodes 185 amino acids.